AUGCAGAGCGAAAAGUCAAAGUUACAGCGGAAGAACUCCGUUUGGACUUUCCUUGCGAAAUACAUCAGCUCCGACGCUGCAGGAGUUAACGAAUUUCUACACACAAAACAUUGGACUUUAGCGAUUCCAAAUUGGAUACUUCGUGCGGUGGGACAACCAGUUUUUGUGAAUAACCCAUACAGUGGACUUUUGAUACUUAUUGCGCUCUUCUUCGGGGAUCCCUGGGUUGCACUUUGUGGGACGAUCUGCCUCCUGGCGGCUAUUGCCACAGCGUUUGCCGUCAAACAAGAGUACAGUCUGAUUGAAUCGGGUGUUUGUACCUUCCACGGCCUGUUGAUUGGAUUGCUUCUUGGAGUAUCUGUUGAUCGAGAGUGGUAUCCAUUGCUUAUUCUACCCCUCAUAAUUUUGGGUUCUGCAAGCGUCUACGUUGCUAAUGGGGUCGGUAACAUUUACAAAGUGUGGAACCUACCAGCGUUGACGCUACCAUUCUGCCUUUUGACGUUCAUAUUCUUAGGGGCGUUUGACAGUACUUCCGCAACACACUACCCUUUGAAAGCAGCACCCGAUGCCGUGUCCAAUACGACGACGCUUGACUGGGGCAAGGUUUUUCUGUCCAUCCCAAUAAGCGUUGGGCAAGUAUAUGCCUACGAUGGUCUUCUGACUGGUUGUUUUAUAUCCGCUGCAAUAUGCUUGGCAUCUCCCAUACUGGCCCUACACGCUCUCAUCGGAGGCUUCAUAAGCGCUUUUACAGCUAUUGGGCUAUCCGCUCCACCUCUCGAGAUCUAUAGUGGUCUGUGGGGAUAUAGUGCGGUUUUGACGAGUGAAGCAGUUGGUGGUUUUUUCUUCCGACUUACUCCACAUUCGCACAUACUUGCCUGGCUUGGGGGUGUCCUAACAACGUUGGUGCACGCUACGUUGUCAAGAUGUUUUAGUCAGUUGGGGCUACCAGUGCUGACACUCCCUUUUGUAUUGACGACUUCAAUUUUGCUUGCCUUUACAAGCAAAAGUCCUCAAUUCUCGAGGAUUCCAAUGGGAAAACUCAGUUCGCCCGAGCGACACCUAUUGCUCAAGAGGGACGUACAAACUGGAGAAAUUGAUCAAGCGAGCGAAAUGGUGGAGGGGAAAUCUCCUGAGAAACGGAGUGAAACGGAGUGAAACGGACUGUUCAUUGUCCACUGUGGGGCUAGAUGACAUACCCGUUGAGAACAAUCUUUUGUGAAAGGGAACACAAAUAUAUUC
Molecule: messenger RNA, 1239 nt
Organism: Owenia fusiformis
Lineage: Eukaryota; Metazoa; Annelida; Polychaeta; Sabellida; Oweniidae
Source: the annotation of a GenBank genome assembly